Molecule: messenger RNA, 3189 nt
Organism: Camellia sinensis
Lineage: Eukaryota; Viridiplantae; Streptophyta; Magnoliopsida; Ericales; Theaceae
Source: RefSeq, a predicted model, not a curated record
AUGAACUAUUAUUCCCAAAAUCUUCAAAAUGUGCAAAUUCAUUUGCUUCAAUAUGGGAUUAUGCAAACUUACACUAUUUGGCAUGAGCACGAGGAACCACGUGUAUCAAAUGAGGCUCACUAUGAAAUGCCAAUUGAUGAAGAUGAGGUUUUAGGUGGUGUUGAUGCCUUAGUGGAAGAUCGAAUAAGAGGAGAACCCAACGAUGCACCCCAGAAUGAGGAAGUACAAACGUUUGAUAAACUAUUGAAUGAUGCCAAACGUGAGGUGUACUUAGGUUGCACAAACUACACUCUGUUGAAGUUUGUCAUCGAGCUGCUUAAUAUGAAGGUAACAAACCACUGGAGUAAUAAGUCGGUUGACACACUGUUGGAGGUUUUAACAAAACUUUUACCAAAAGAUAAUUUGGUUCCAAAGUCAUUUUAUGAAGCUAAGAAAAUACUUCGUGAUUUGGGCUUGUCAUAUAAGUUAAUUGAUGCUUGUAUAAAUGAUUGUGUACUCUUUUGGAAGGAAAAUGCAAGGUUUGAUAAAUGUCCAAAAUGUAAGGCAUCCAGAUACAAGAUCAAUCGUGGCAAGGGUAAGAAGAUUCCCCAUAAGGUGUUGCGGUACUUCUCAUUGACACCAAGGUUGAAAAGAUUGUACAUGUCAAGGAAGACUGCUGAGGACAUGAGAUGGCACAAGGACAAACGUAUAGAUGACGGAGUAUUGAGGCAUCCUGCCGAUAGUGAUGAGUGGAAGGAAUUUGAUGCGCAACAUCCUCAGUUUGCCCUAGAGCCUCAAAAUGUGAGGCUAGGGUUGGCUGUUGAUGGGUUCAAUCCUUUCGGGAACAUGAGCAACUCAUAUAGUUUGUGGCCUAUAGUACUCAUUCCUUAUAACUUGCCACCUUGGUUGGUUAUGAAAGAUUCCUUUCUUAUGAUGUCAUUACUUAUUCCUGGAGAAUCACAACCAGGGAUCAAUAUUGAUGUCUAUAUGAGACCUCUGGUGGAUGAGUUGAAUAAGUUGUGGGAAAAUGGUGCAUUAUCUUAUGAUGCCGUAACUGGUGAGUCUUUCCAGAUGCGUGUAGCUUUGAUGUGGACUAUACAUGAUUGGCCUGCAUUUGGUGACAUAUCUGGGUGGAGAACAAAGGGUCAUUAUUCUUGUUACACUUGCAAUGAUGAACCAUAUUUUCAAUCCUUGAAAGGUAAGACUGCAUACACUAACCAUCGAUGCUACUUGCCUCAAAACCACCCCGAAAGGCGAAAGAGUAAGGCUUACAAUGGUAAGCAUGAGAAGCGAAAGAGAUCUUUAGAGUUACCAGUGGAAAAGAUAUUAGAGCAAUUGGAUAGAGUGACAUGUGUCACAUAUGGGAAGCAUCCAAGAAACAAGAAAAGACUCCGUCAGGCACCAAAUUGGACAAAGGUAAGCAUCUUGUAUGAGUUACCAUACUGGAAGAAACGGAAGCUUCGACACAACAUUGAUGUCAUGCAUGUCGAGAAGAAUUUUAGUGAAAAUACCUUUGGAACUAUGUUAGGCAUUAAUGGAAAGAACAAAGACACCGACAAAGCACGAAUGGACUUGGAAGAUAUGGGCAUAAGGAAAGAGUUGUGGUUAACACGUCGUCCUGAUGGAACUUAUGUCAAACCUAGGGCAAUCUUUUCAUUGACCCCUGAAGAGAGGGAGGGUUUCUUUGAAUUCCUGAAAUCAGUUAAGUAUCCAGAUGGUUAUGCUGCAAACAUAUCAAGAUCAGUGAAUGCGAGAAAUGGUAAAUUAACAGGCUUGGAAAGUCAUGACUGCCAUGUACUCAUACAACGGAUUCUUCCAAUUGGGAUGCGUAGUUACGUAGACAAAGAGAUUAGUAAAACACUAUUUGAGUUAGGUAGCUUUUUCCAGGAUUUGUGCUCAAGGACACUGCGCCGUAAUGAACUUGAGAAAUUAGAGAAACGUAUAGUACACAUAUUAUGCAAGCUUGAAAAGAUAUUUCCUCCAGCCUUCUUUGAUGUGAUGGUUCACUUGGCCGUUCACUUGCCGCGUGAGGCAAUUCUUGGAGGACCGGUGCAAUAUCGAUGGAUGUACCGGAUUGAAAGGUUUCUCGGAGCUUUAAAAAAGUUUGUUACAAACCGAGCUCGACCAGAAGGUUCAAUCGCAGAGGCUUACAUUGUCAAAGAGUGCAUUACUUUUUGUUCAAUGUAUGUUGAUGGGAUCAAAACAGUGCAUAAUCGACCCGAACGAAAUCAAGAUCGUGGCGAACGUCGCAAAGGGUUGAGUGUAUUCACAGAAACUGCCCGUCUUAUUGGCCUAAUCACAAAGGAUGCUGAUAUGUCACAAGAAUAUCGUGAUAUGGCUCAUUGGUUCUUGUUGAACAAUGGCCCCGAGAUAGAGAAGUAUCUAGAGAUACACAAAAAUCUAUUACGGACUCCAUCUGGCCAAGACAUAACCCGUAUACAACAAGAGUUUCCCAAGUGGUUCAAAGAGCGGAUAAAUAUAUUGAGAGAAGAAAAGUCACCAGAGGCAACCAAUGAUUUAUGGUCGUUAGCAAAUGGCCCAAAUUUGCUAGUAAAAGAGUACUCAUGUUGCAUAAUCAAUGGCGUACGGUUUCAUACAAGAGAAGUAGACAAUCGCCGUAAGAGUCAGAAUAGUGGUGUGCUUACGGAAGGGGAUCAUGAGGGAGUGAAGCAUGAAUUUUAUGGUCACUUGUGCAAUGUUUGGAAAUUAGAGUACAUGUGCCAUAACAAAGUUGUAUUGUUCCAGUGUGAAUGGUACAACACAGGAAACACAGGUCGAAGUAGAACAUUGCGAACCGAUGAUUAUUGCAUAAGUAUUGAUGUCACAAGUCGGUGGUAUCAACACGAUCCUUUCAUCUUGCCUAUCCAGGCUAAGCAAGUCUUUUACCUAAAUGAUACCAAAUGGGGACAACCUUGGCAAGUUGUUCAACGAGUGCAACAUAGAGGUGUCUUUGAUGUACCAGAGGUAGGUGAUGGAGAAUCAUUAGAUGAACCAGAAGAAAACAAUGUGUUCCAACAAGAAAAUAUUACCGAUGUUGUUCCAAUUGACAUCGGCCCUAAUGUUCAAUGUUAUAGAGAUGGUGUUGAAGCAGAACUUGUUACAAGGGUUAGGUCAUCUGAUGAAACAAUGAUGGAGAAUAGAGCUGACAAACAAAAUGAAGAGUGUGACGAACCUGAUGUGGAUUACAAUAUGGAUCUUGAUGUAGACUAG